Molecule: messenger RNA, 2627 nt
Organism: Spirodela intermedia
Lineage: Eukaryota; Viridiplantae; Streptophyta; Magnoliopsida; Alismatales; Araceae
Source: the annotation of a GenBank genome assembly
AUGGGCUGGCCCUAUCAUGUCCUCCUCCGGGUGCUGUUCGUCUUCCUCCUGGCUUGCCAUCCAUCGCUAGGGCAGCCAUGGGACGGGGUCGUCAUCACUCAGGCGGAUUACCAGGGCCUGCAGGCCUUCAAGCGGGGCCUGGUGGACCGGCGAGGGUUUCUGAGGAGCUGGAACGACUCCGGCGUCGGCGCCUGCUCCGGCGGCUGGGAAGGGAUCAAGUGCGCUCAGGGGCAGGUCAUCUCCAUCCAGCUCCCAUGGCGGGGACUCGGAGGUCGAAUCUCCGACGGGAUCGCCCAGCUCACCGCCCUCAGGAAGCUCAACCUUCACGACAACUUCAUCGGCGGCGCUGUCCCCUCCGCCAUCGGCUUCCUCCCUAAUCUCAGAGGCCUCUACCUGUUCAAUAAUCGCCUCUCCGGCACCAUCCCCCGUUCCAUCGCCUCCUGCCCCCUACUGCAAACCCUAGAUCUGAGCAACAACUACCUCAGGGGCCCCAUUCCCGCCGACAUCGCCGCCUCCACCAAGCUCUACAGGCUCAACCUCAGCCACAACAAUCUCUCCGGCGGAGUCCCCAUCGGCCUGGCCCAGUCGCCGUCUCUCACCUUUCUCUCCCUCCACCACAACCUCCUCUCCGGCAACAUUCCCGACGGCUGGGGCGGCAGUUCUGCCUCUGGUUCGGCCGCCCACCGGCUCCAGAUCCUGAACCUAGACCACAACUUCUUCACCGGUGACCUUCCUGCUUCUCUUGGGAGGUUGCAGAGCUUGCAGGUCGUCACCAUCAGCAACAAUCGGAUCAAUGGCAGCAUCCCCGAGGACUUGGGUAAUCUUCCCGUGCUUCAGAGGCUGGAUAUCUCGGAAAACUCCAUUGGAGGAGGAUUCCCGGCUUCUCUCUGCAACCUGACCUCCCUGAUCGAGCUCAACCUCGAGGGAAACCUCCUGGGGGAUCUUAUACCCGACGCCAUUGACGGGCUCAAGAAUCUCUCUUUCCUCUCCCUGAAGGGCAACCGGUUCCAAGGGCCGAUUCCGGCGACCAUCGGUAACAUCUCCGGCUUGUCUCGUCUCGAUUUGUCGGAGAACAACUUCACCGGGGUUAUUCCGGGGACUCUCGCUAGACUCACAAACCUCAGCCUCUUCAACGUCUCCGACAACAACCUCUCCGGGGAGGUCCCCUCCCUCCUCUCCGAGAAAUUCAACUCCUCUUCUUUCAGAGGAAAUCUUCAGCUCUGUGGGUACAAGGGUUCGCCCCCCUGCCCGUUGACUCCUCCUCCGAGCCUCCCUCCGACGACGAUGACGACCCCUGAAGCUCCGAGAAGCGGCGACGGCCACAGGCUGAGCACCAAGGACAUCAUUCUGAUAGUCAUCGGAGCCGUCCUCUUCCUCCUCCUGGUUCUCUGCUGCGUCCUCCUCAUUUGCCUGAUCAGGAAAAGGACUGACCAGAGCAGGAAGAGCGCCGCCGCGGGGGCGGCCAGCAGAGGGGAGAAGGCGGCGCCGUCGAGCGGGACCGAGGUGGAGUCAGGCGGAGACACUGGCGGGAAGCUAGUCCACUUCGACGGGCCUCUGGUUUUCACCGCCGACGACCUUCUCUGCGCGACGGCGGAGAUCAUGGGGAAGAGCACCUACGGGACCGUGUACAAGGCCACCCUCGAGGACGGGAACCAGGUGGCGGUGAAGCGCCUGAGGGAGAAGAUCGCUAAGAACCAGAAGGAGUUUGAGGCCGAAGUCAACGUCCUGGGGAAGAUCCGGCAUUCCAAUCUCCUCGCCCUCAGAGCUUACUACCUAGGCCCCAAGGGAGAGAAGCUCCUGGUGUUUGACUACAUGCCCAAGGGGAGUCUCGCCGCCUUCCUCCACGGUGAGCUAAAAAUUCCCAUCCCUCACCCGUUGACCUUUUCACUAUUUCUCUCUCCUUCUCUCUCUAAGAUCAUCUGUGUGGUGGGGGUGAUGCAGCGAGAGGGCCUGAUACGCCCAUUGACUGGCCGACGAGGAUGAAGAUAGUGAUGGGGGCGACGAGGGGGCUCCACCACCUCCACACCCACGAGAACAUGGUCCACGGGAAUUUGACCAGCGGGAACAUCCUGCUGGACGAGCAGGUCAACGCCAAGAUCGCUGAUUACGGGCUCUCCAGGCUGAUGUCGGCCGCCGCCAACUCCAACGUGAUCGCCACCGCCGGCGCGUUGGGUUACCGCGCCCCGGAGCUGUCUAAGCUCAAGAAGGCCAGCGUGAAGACUGACGUCUACAGCCUGGGGGUGGUCAUGCUGGAGCUCCUCACCGGCAAGUCCCCCGGCGAGGCGAUGAACGGCGUUGACCUCCCACAGUGGGUCGCCUCCAUCGUGAAGGAGGAGUGGACCAACGAGGUCUUUGACCUCGAGCUCAUGAGGGACGCGGAGGGGACCACGGGGGACGAGCUGCUCAACACUCUGAAGCUGGCUCUCCACUGCGUUGACCCCUCCGCGGCGGCGAGGCCGGAGGCCCAGCAGAUCCUCCAGCAGCUGGAAGAGAUCAAGCCGGAGUUGGCGGGCACCUCCCCGGCGGCGCCCUCCUCCGCCGCCAAUGGAGGAGGUGACGACGACGAGAAGAAUCCCGCCGGCGGCGGGUCAACAUCCCCGCCGACAGACGACGACCAGAAAUCAUAG